AGUGAGUGUUUCCGGUAUUUACGCAACAGUUCUACGAUAUUAUUAUCACAAUUAAACUAAUCAAACUUAGUUCAAGGUUUACGGGUAAAUGUUAGACGACAUGCUUAGUACUUAAAUUGUGGUUGGAGUUGUGCAUUUGCUUGUUGCGCGGUGUUGUGUAUACUCUGCUGUCCCUUUGUGUCGCUAAAGUCGUGCUUUUAUUUGGAAAGUCACAAGGAGGAAGUAGCGCGCACUGCUGGCCGCUAGCUCGACGCGGCCGUAAUAUCCUGUGUGGAAGGCGACAAAUAUCUGACAGCGUGAUUUUUAAAAGCCUUUUUCGUUCAUGUUGAAUGUCUUAUGGUUCGUUGGGUUGCAGGGGGCUAAGUUAGGCCUCGUUGAGAGGAGAAGACGAUUGGUUUGGUGUGAUAUUGUCCAGUUGCGCUCUCAAAUCAAUGGCCGUUAGCUAGUGGGAGGUUAGCUGGACGGCGCUGGCGGCAGUCGUGGCUAAUGUUAACGUCAGGUCGGGAGCGACGAUCACUAAUGGUGUUGUUCGCUGGCCGCUCUGCGAUCAGCACCAGGGCCCAGUGCGCGCGGCGCCCCAAUGGACUCAGCAGCUCGCCGCUAGCGUUCCGGGGCGAGCGAUCGUCGUGUGCUUCGUAUUUGCAGCGCUCGGUGCCACGGCGCACGUAUCCGUCCACGUCUCGCCUCGCCUCGUCGUCCGUGUUUCACGUCGCCAGCUGAGUUAGGCCACGUCUCUGCGGGCGUAUUUCUGCUCCUGACGCGGGGCGGUCUGGAGAGAGGAUGCCCAGUGUGCGGAAGCAGAGCGAAGAGACGGCGUGCGAAAAGCGCUGAGCGUCCACGGUUGUGUGUCUGGAUCGCGCGUUCACGAACGGCUGCCGCAUACACACGACAUGUCACGUAGACGGACGCGUUCCACACCGGGAGAAUCCGCGCGCUGAGCCCUGCAUGUUGCGUCGGUAACUUGAGGAAUCGUCUCGCUUCGUCGCUUAAAAUGGUCGGGUUCGGCGCGAACCGCCGCGGAGGCCGCCUGCCGUCCUUCAUCCUCAUCUUCCUGAUGGUGGUCCUCGCCAUACUGUCGUUCAACUACUGGACGGUGUCCAACAAGCACGGCCGCGUGCUGGACGAGCUGGCGGAGGUGCAGACGCAGGUGAAGCGCACGGAGGCGGCGCGCAGCCGCCUGGAGAAGCGCAACUCGGAGCUGAUGGUGCAGGUGGACGCGCACAAGAAGCAGAUCGACCAGAGGGACGGAGACUACAGCGUCCUGGAGGGCAAGCUGCAGGCGCGAGAGUCUCUCGUUAAGAAGUGCACGGAUGAUAAGGUAAAGCUGCAGGGUGAUGUCACAGCCCAGAUGACAGAAAUCCAGAGACUGAAAGAGCAGCUGAAGGAGCUAAAACAAGAAUUUAUGAAACAGGAAGAGCAGCUAAGGGAAGUGAAGAAAAACAGUACUACAUUGGAAAGAAAACUGGAGUAUGAGAGUUUACAGUGUGGACGACAGAUUGCACAGCUGAAGGAAGAAUAUGAAGAAUCAAAAAAGACUCUGGUGGAAGAAGCAUCCAAGCUAAGACUGAAUGUCAUGGAUGGCCAAAAGGGUGCAGUGGCAGGUAGACGUGCAGAUGGAGCAGCUGGUGGGGAUAUGGUUGGAGAGCGCCAUGUAGUGGUCACUCACCGACAUGACAGUCCAGAUUUAAAAGAUGAGAUGGGUAAGCCCGGCAGUGAUGCUGGCAUGCCUGGUAUAGAAGACAGCGAGGUGGGGAAAAUUGAUGAUGUCCAGUUUGCCUUGAAGAAACCAGCUAUCACUCAGAAGCAUGGUGAUGCCCCUGGUUUAGCUUUGGGUGCUGAGGCUGGAGUUGGGGCAGCUGAUGGGCUCAGGGGCCAGGGCCUGGCCCUGGACCAGCCUAACCUGCAGCAGGAGAGAGGGGAGGGCCGCGGAGCUGUUUUUGCACCUCCAGGUGCCAUGAAGCAGGCAGACAAGCCCAUAGUGUUUGAGGAGGACAAUAAGGCAGGGGUCAAGGCAGACGAGCUGGGAGAACAGCAAAAGCAACUUCAAGCUCCUGAUAAUGUCAAGGGUGAAAAUGAACGCUUGAAAGAGAUUCCUCUGCCACCCAACCCUGCCCAGGUGCCCAACCCCAUCCAGGCUCAACGUGGCAGAGACCAAAUGGCAGCAGAGCCACUACACCACCGCCAAAGCCGGUUCUUUGAUGAGAACGAGUCCCCAGUAGAUCCGCAACACGGCUCUAAGCUGGCGGACUACAAUGGGGAUGAUGGGAACGUGGGUGAGUAUGAGGCCGACAAGCAGGCUGAGCUGGCUUACAAUGAGGAAGAGGAUGGUGAUGGUGGGGAGGAAGACGUUCAAGAUGACGACGAUCGAGAAAUGCAGGGAGAUCGAGCAGUGGAUUAUGGGAAAAGACAUCAAGCCAUUGACAUUCUCUGAAUGGGAAGUCAUGCCGCUGUAAUUCAUUAAAAUAUUCUGACCUUUCUCUACGAGAACGGUCUCUCUCAGCUAAAUAGUACAAACAUCAGUAUGUUUAAGACUUUGUAGGGUGCAUCUUCAAUGUCAUGGACUGUUUUGAAAAAGAGACAUUGCAAAUAAUUAACUCUGGUCAACAGAAAACAUAAUACCAAGAAAAAAAGGCAUUGUCCUGCGCUGCUGUUGAUUUGCUAAUGUUUCUAAGUUAUGAGAGUAGAGAUGAUAUACUAUAUAUUGACUGUUGAGUGUUGUCACUUGAUAACUGUCUCAGUUAACAACGGGGUGAUCUUAAUGAGCCGUGUUGAAUCACAUUUGGACUCUUGAGGUCGAACUGUGUUGUGUUUUUGCUACUUUUUUCAGGUUGCAGUUGCUCCAUUGUAAAACAAAGUCAUCACCUGAGAUGUUUAUCAAAGAGACUAAUUCAACUUUCUGCCUUUCUUACAUCAUUUUGGGACAUGGAUGAACAUUUUUGUUUACAGGAGUGGGAAAACAAUACAAAUGCCAAGGACUCUUCUCAUGGCCUAUUAAAUCAGUUUAUUUCUUUGUGACAGACACUUGAAAGUGCUCCACAAUCAGUUUUUAUUAAUGCUAUUGCAUGUAUUUGAAACUUUUUUUCUUGACAUCAGAACUGAGCAAAAUAAUGAUGCCUAAGCAAUACUUAGAGCGAUGUUAGUUCCCCUCUGCGGUGUGCGAAGGUAAACCAAGCACAUAGGGGACUGACAUACUGUAAACAUGCUUCCAUGAAUGAGGUCUCUUGUACAUAAUGUAGUUGAUCUGUUCCCAUUUGCAUUGAGGAAACCCUUUUCCUCAUCUGUAGGGAAAUAGGAAAGAUAAAAAUAGUUGUCUGUGCAGCCAGGAAAGUUGAUUUCUCAUGGAAAAAGGCACAUUGAAUGUAAUUUAAAUUUAUUAAAGGUAAUGCUUCAUGUCA
Messenger RNA from Betta splendens (Siamese fighting fish), 3395 nucleotides. RefSeq names its product golgi membrane protein 2 (gene golm2). The transcript has 10 exons. NCBI's taxonomy places the organism in Eukaryota, Metazoa, Chordata, Actinopteri, Anabantiformes, Osphronemidae. The record is from RefSeq and is a predicted model, not a curated record. The coding region runs from base 992 to 2431 and encodes 479 amino acids.